Molecule: messenger RNA, 1347 nt
Organism: Saitoella complicata NRRL Y-17804
Lineage: Eukaryota; Fungi; Ascomycota; Saitoellomycetes; Saitoellales; Saitoellaceae
Product: SET domain-containing protein
Exons: 1
Coding region: 1-1347 (448 amino acids)
Biological process (GO): peptidyl-lysine monomethylation
Cellular component (GO): nucleus
Molecular function (GO): protein-lysine N-methyltransferase activity; protein binding
Source: RefSeq, a predicted model, not a curated record
AUGUCCAGCACACCAUCCUCGGCCGACCAAUCCUGGGAGAUACUCUAUGAUCAGGCUUCUAAGCUUCCCGGCUUCGUCACCGACUUCGUCAAGUCCGCAGCACUGCCAAAUCGUGGCAUAGGUCUCGUUGCAACCAGGCAACCUCCGGCAGAUGCGCCGUUAUUGACUGUUCCCGCUGACUACGUGAUCUCACACGAAACAAUCGCUGAAUAUGCUCAGGAACACAUGGAAGAAUGUGCAGCCUUUGUUCAGGCUAUCGAAACCCUACCAAUAGAGCUACCGAUUCACCCACGGUUAAUGGUAACCCUCUUCCUCCUCUCGAUCCCACACCUCGAGAUCCCACAGGGUACGAGCAGGCCUCGGGGAGAAUUUUACCGGGCCUUCUACGACGCACUGCCGAAGAAGAUUCCCCUGCCAUCCACCUGGACAGAAACCGAGCGUGAAAUCAUUCAAGGUACCUCAAUCGCCAAUGCCACACAACCCCGUCAAUUCAGGAACAAAUUCAUCCACGGAGCACUAAGAGCCAGUGAGUUCGCUCCCUCGUGGGUCAAGAACCUCUCGCUUGAACAGUACGUGCUAGCGGACACCUGGUACACAUCUCGUUGUCUCGAUGGCAGUAUCAUGGUCCCCAUCCUUGACUUCGCAAAUCACUCCUCGAAAGCAAACGCACGUUGGGAACGUAACGAAGCCGGAGACAUGAUGCUCGUCCUACGAGAUGAUCUAGCUGAGGUAGUCAAGGAGGGUGACGAAAUCACCAUUUCAUAUGGCGAGGAGAAGGGAUCGGGAGAGUUGCUCUUCACAUACGGGUUCCUCGAAGAAGAGCUUCCGUAUUCCAAACAGAUGACCGCCCUCGCUAUUCCAGAUGGUGAUGAUGUAGCGUACGAGCUCGAGGCAAAAAUGGAGGUUUGGAAGGCGAGAGCAGUUGGCCCGCCUAGACUAACGCUGACGGUCAAUACUGAUGGGGAGCAUGUGGAAUGGGAUUGCCCAUGGUUUUACCUCUACAUCCUUGAAGAUGACGAUAACAUUGACUUCAUGUCCGGAUAUGGAUCACAUGAGCCCGGGUUGACCACCCUCCGUGCCUACAUCGACGACGAGUUCAUCAACGAACCCGCAGAUAUUGUACGCAUACUCAAAGCCCGUCGUAACAAGUGGCCAGUGUAUCAAAGCCGUGCGAAUCGCGCAGUACUACAAUGCGUUGAAAAGCAGUUGCAAGUAUUACGCGAGACGGAUGAAUUGGCAAAUAAUGUUGCUGGUAGGGAAGAGGUUUGCAGGCUGGGAUUAAAGCUGCGUGAGCAAGAGAUGCAGUUGUUGGAGAAGGUGAAAGAGCAACUCUCGCAGGAGGUUUAG